AUCUUAGCAACAGCUACUGCCUUUCCGUUACUUAGUCUCAAGAGCUGUUACACCUCGUACCUCUGGGAUUGUCCAUGGUUGACAUGGAGGACAUGAUGUUAGAUGAAAGCAACCUCUUUGCAUCAGAGGGUGACAAUGCGGUUCUGGACACAGACGUGUAUGAUCAGGAAGGCUAUGAUGUCCCAGAUCCUGGGGUGCUCUCAGAAAGAAAUGAAUUGGGUCUGAAUGAGGCGCCACAGGUCCUGCAGCUCUUUACAAAUAGCCAGGGAUGGCGGAAAAUGACACUGCGUUCCCGAGCCCGCCUGCUGUGGCUGCAUCUGCGCACAUACCUCCAUGACAUUGUAGAAAAGGAGAAAAGAGCAGAGCUGCGAGUCACUCGGAUGACACAUGGGCUGGAGCCACUACGUCGUCUGAAGGUGGCAGCUGGCCUGCUCUCAGUAGCGCAGGACCCAGUGGGUGGACGCUUCAUGGUACUAGAUGGUGAAGGUUAUCUGCAUCAGCAUACCAAGGAUGGCUGGGUGCAGGCAAAGCUGCAGGCGCCUGUGUUGCUUAACGGGCUAGUGACUGUGCCUGGCCCUUUGGGAGAAGUGGGCCGCUUUGUAGGCUGGGGCCCAGCUGGACUGGCCAUAUUAGGGCCAGACUUCCACCUGCUCUGGCUGAGCCCACCACAGGAGAACAAGACACUGGGCCAGGAGCCUCUGUGUUGCUUACCAGUGCCCAGCCUGGGACUGUUGCUUGUGGCCCAGGUGGGAGGCAGCCUGGAGCUCUGGAAGUUCCGUUCAGGGGGUCGCCGCCUGGUGUCCUGUGGCUCACCUUUGCAACCACCGCCAGGCUUGUCUGGCUCUCUCAAGAGGCUGGCACUAGGGCCGGAAACUGACCGCGGUACCCAGCAUUGCUUUGCUGCCUAUGGCGCGGCAGUGCUCACUUUUGAUCUGGACGCCUGGACGCUAAUAAACGUGUGCCAGGAUCUGCAUAAAACUGUCAUCUCAGACCUGGAAUACUGUGAGGAGGUAGAAGCCAUGGUGACAGCUUCCCGGGACAGUACCGUGAAGGUGUGGGAGGCUGACUGGCAGAUCCGGAUGGUGUUCGUGGGCCACACAGGCCCAGUGACAGCUAUGACAGUGCUCCAGAACAGCUGGCUGGUAGUGUCUGCCUCACAGGAUGGGACACUUCGAACAUGGGACCUGAGGGCUGCAGCUCAGGUGGGAGAGGUAACACUGGGUUGCUGGAACCAAGACAUAUUAUCUGAGAGAGUGAGCCGUUUGCUGGCUCCUGCAGCUCCUGGCUGGUCGGUGCUCUCUCUGUGCUCAAAAAGUGUGGAGCUGUGGCGUGUGUGUGACCUCUAUUCGCCGUUAGCACAGCUAUCUGCUCCAGUGCUCCACAUACAGGUGGCGCCAGUGCUGCCGGCACCAGCUGAGCCGCCUCUGCCCUCUCGCCUUGUAUGCGCUUGUGCAGAUGGGUCGGUCUACCUGGUGUCAGCUGCUACGGGACGAACUGUGAGUUCACUGCUGCUGGAACCGGAGGACUGUGCUGCUGGGGUGGUUUAUUGUUUGUCUCGAGAAGCACUGUGGGUGUUGACACGCUCAGGGCACCUACUGCGCGCCAAUGCAGCACGCUGCCCCAUGGUCGUCCAGCACCGCCUGCGUCCAUCUCCACCCCCAGAGCCCCAGCCCUGCUGUCUGCACCUCUACAGCCAUCUCACAGACGCUCGUAGUGCGUUCACUUGCUGGGAGAUUGUGCGCCAUAAUAAGGGCGACAUGCUCCGCAGUGCCAUUGCCUGGGCCUGGAAAAAUAAGAACAGAUUCUUACCAAUGAUGGGGCACUCAGACGGCACCCUGUCGGUACUGGAUUGGCGCACAUCAAUGACAGUCUUUCGUACAGAAGCGCACAGUCCAAAACCAGUGACUGCUAUUGGGUCCACCUGGAACAGCAUUGUUACUUCAGGUGGCGAUCUGACAGUAAAGAUGUGGCGUGUGUUCCCGUAUGCCGAGGAGAGCCUGAGCCUGUUACGCACCUUUUCCUGUUGCCACCCGGCGGUAAUGCUCUGUGCUCUGGGCAAGCGCAUAACUGUAGGCUUUGAGGACCCAGAGAGCGCCACCUAUGGUCUGGUGCAGUUUGGCCUGGGUGACAAAAUGCGCUGUGACCACCGGCCACAGGAUGACCCUACGGACCACAUCACUGGCCUAUGCUGCUGCCCUACCCUCAAGAUAUAUGCGUGCUCCAGCCUGGACUGUACCAUCCGAAUCUGGACCUGGGAGAACCGGCUGCUGCGGCUCCUGCAGUUGGAUGGUCCCCCUCAGGCCCUGGCUUUCUCCAACAACGCUGGAGACCUGGUAUUCGCUCUAAGUUCCCGCCUCUGCCUGGUGUCCCACAAGCUCUACCUACCUACAUCCUAUCUGGUUGAGAAAUUGUGUCAGAAGUCCUCUGAUGUCGUAAAUGACCCUCCACUGCCGCUGAACAGCCAGAAGCCACUGACAUCCACCCAGCUGCAGAGGCUUGCCAGCCUCCAUGGAGCAGCCAGCCUCAGUGUGACCUUGCCCUUCAUCCAUCACGAGACAGCAACAAUUCAGCAGCCAGUGUUGAAGGAGGACUUGAAGGAUAUCAUAGCCCGGGAUCAAGACCUUCAAGAACUGAGGCAAGGACUAGUGGUCCCGGCACCCCGGCCCCAACUCUCCUGGAAGGUGCGCCAGGAAGCCUUUGACAGUUACUUAGAUCUGAUCUAUGGUUCUGGCCUGCUGGACAUAAAAUCUGGAAGGGAGUACCUGCAGUGGGGCACUGUGGGCCCCAUCACAGAGAAAGAGACUCAGGACAUGGGGAUCCAGCCAGGAGCUGCUACCAGUGGUGGACAGGCUACAUUAAACACUGACGUUCAGCCGGUGUCCCCACCUUCAGCCCCCCAAGCCCCAGGAGCCCCAGGCAGGCGCUUUGCCCGCCCUCCCCGUGUCUCCUUGCCCAUUCCACCCACUCACCGGAUAGUGCAUAGCCAGGCAUCCCAGCUUCUAGCACGUUCCUCGCUGAGCUGUGAGCUGGGCCUCAGUUUGGAUCUUCAGCUGCAGUGGGAUUCGUUUGGAGAAAAGAUCAUGGACCUGAACACAUCACCUGAUUACCUGAAGCAUAGGGUUCCACUGUUGCUGCACAGAAGGCCCCGAGAUCCUCUCUCAAAACUAGGGGGCUUCUUUCCUGCCACCAUACAGCCCCACAGGAAACGCACUCGGCCCAUCAGUUUUCCUGGCUGCGUGCCCAACUCUGUGAUACUGCGGCAGAUGUGGUUGCAUACAGAGGUCAGCUGCAUUGGCUCCCUAGAAGAACUCACCCAGGACAAAUUCAAGUCACUUGGAGGCAAGGAUGACCAGUGGCUGAAGCACAGAAGGCAUUCUACUGGCAGGUGGCAAAAGAAACUUAUCUAUUGGCUUCAGAGGGCGCGGAGGAGAGGGGAAGGAGAGGACAAUGAAGAGGAGGAUGAAGAGUUGGACAUGGACUGGGUCUCCUCUUCUCCAACUUCUGAACUCUGGGAAAGUCCCACGGACUUGACCACAAAGGACUUGACCACAAAACCUCAACCUGAAGUCACCAAGCCCAAGAUCCAAAUGGCUCCCCCUGAUCACCAGCCUGGGCGCUCACUCAUGGAAGAGCGCUAUGGGCAUUUGCCCAAGUUCCUGCAUCACUUUGUUGUCCAGAACUGGUUCAAAAAGCUGUUCCCUAUCUUUACCCUGGAGGCCUAUCCCGAGAUGGGCACCAUAGAAGGCUUGGCUUCAGUGUUUGUGGACUUCCUGCAAAAGGCGGGUACCUGGGCAGAAAGAGUAAAUCUUCUAAAUGCCCUGCUGAGGCUGAUUCCUGAGAUGAGCAGUGAGCUCCGCAGCCGCCUGCAGGCCAAACUCUUGUACUUACUCAACCAAGACCAGCCCCCUAGCCUCCAGGACAAGAUUCAGAAGCAGUUUGUGAUGCUGGCGCUGCAGCUGCUCCUGGCCUGCACCCUGGAGGUCCUUGAUGUGGUUUUGGAGAUCCUGACCUACUACCUCUACUCACCAGCCAGUCAGCAAGAACUCAGGAAUCUGCUGUUUGCACUGGGCCUCCAGGACCCACAGGGCUUCCUGUUCAAGGAGUUGGAGGUCUGGGCUGAGAACUUCAACCUUGACUCCAAGGCCAAUAUACGCACACAAUGCCAACAGAAGCUGGAGGAGAUUAGUCUUCAGAUGAGUAACUUGGAGCAGUCUGCAGCCAGUGCUUCCCUGGAACCUCCCAGGGAGGUCUCCUCGCAAGCCUCCCUUGUCUCUGGGGCACUCUUGCCUUCCUUGAGCACCUCUUGGCUACCCUCCCGGGCAUCGGAAGUCUCCUUGCGUAUUCAAGAGCUGAUGGUGUCACCUGCGCCUUCACUUUUGGAGCCCAUGUUAUCAUCCAUGCUAGAUAUCCGGUCUGCAAGCAUUAAGGCACAUUCUCGCAUGCGGUCAACCAAAAGAGUCUUCGCUGAUACACUGCAGGCCUUCUGUUCUGUGAUCCAGGACAAUUUGCGUGUUCCUGUGACCGCUGCAGUAAAAAAAGGGCCACCGCCACUGGAGGAGACAGAAUGGUCACACUCUCAGAUACUGGACCUUUUUUAUAUUGAUGUGCUUAAUUUCUUCUGUGAGAGGCACCGGACAUGGCAGCAGGGCUUGCUGGAGGAGGAGGAGGAAGAGGAGCGCUUACAUGUCUCACGCUUAAGCCAGCUACGGCCCAACAUCGUGGUGCGGCCGCCCCGGGAUCGCUGGCUCUAUCCCAUUUUUCGGCUGCAGGAGACCAGGCAACCAAGCGUUGGGAUGUUUCUUAGGGGUCACAGGCUGUACCGCCAUCGCCAUGGCCCAGCUCGUGAUGGCUCCCUUCGGGUGCUGAAGCUGCCACUGCCACGAGUGGAGUUGCAGCCUUUUCCCCCAGGUUGGCCUGCACCCCCACGGGCGCUACCCCCACUGCUCCUCCAACCUACACUGCAACGUUACUUUCUGCCCCAAGACACAAACCCUAACACCUACAGUUGACCUGGGGAACAGAUAGCCAACGUUCCAUGGUCAAGGCCUAGUCCUACCACCUUGGCAAA
Arvicola amphibius (Eurasian water vole) is the source of this 5068-nucleotide messenger RNA. It is a transcript of the gene Wdr97, whose product is annotated as WD repeat domain 97. The transcript is spliced from 24 exons. Bases 75 to 5009 code for a protein of 1644 amino acids. Gene Ontology annotation, molecular function: protein binding. The record is from RefSeq and is a predicted model, not a curated record. Lineage: Eukaryota; Metazoa; Chordata; Mammalia; Rodentia; Cricetidae.